This is a messenger RNA of Dipodomys ordii (Ord's kangaroo rat), 1971 nucleotides long. It is a transcript of the gene Slc15a3, whose product is annotated as solute carrier family 15 (oligopeptide transporter), member 3. The record is from RefSeq and is a predicted model, not a curated record. Gene Ontology annotation, cellular component: lysosomal membrane. NCBI's taxonomy places the organism in Eukaryota, Metazoa, Chordata, Mammalia, Rodentia, Heteromyidae. The coding region runs from base 93 to 1832 and encodes 579 amino acids. The transcript is spliced from 8 exons. Gene Ontology annotation, biological process: transmembrane transport. Gene Ontology annotation, molecular function: transmembrane transporter activity.
GGGAGGGGAAGAAGAAAGACCCCCAGGGCAAGGAAGCUCAGGACAAGGGGUUCAGGCAAGGAAGGCGGGCCUGAUUGGAGGGAGGGGCCGCGAUGCCCAGCCGGGAGCAGCAGAGCCGGGCAGCAGAGGAGCGAAGGCCGCUGCUGCCCCGGGGUGCUGGGGGACCCCGAGGGUGGCGUCGGAUGGCGGGGACCGCAGUGCUGCUGGUGUCCUUGCUGGAGCGGGCCGCCUUCUUCGGCGUGGCGGCCAACCUCGUGCUCUACCUCAACAGCCAGAACUUCAACUGGACUGGUGAGCAGGCGUCCCGCGCUGCACUGGUCUUCCUGGGUGCAUCCUACCUGCUGGCCCCCGUGGGUGGUUGGCUGGCCGAUGUGUACCUGAGCCGCUACCGGACCGUGGUACUCAGCCUGCUGCUCUACCUGGCUGCCUCGGGCCUGCUGCUGGCCACCGCCAUGACCGAUGGCCGUCUGUCCUUCUGUGGGGAGAUGUCCUUGUCGCCUCUGGAGCCACCCUGCCCUUCCUUCAACUGCAAGCGCGCCUGGCCCAGACCCUACUGCGCACCGGUCCUGUACUCAGGGCUGCUGCUGCUUGCUCUGGCCACCAGCUCAGUCAGGAGCAACCUCACCUCUUUUGGGGCCGAUCAGGUGAUGGAUCUCGGCCGCGAUGCUACCCGUCGCUUCUUCAAUUGGUUCUAUUGGAGCAUCAACCUGGGCGCCGUCCUGUCGCUGCUGCUGGUAGCCUUCAUCCAGCAGAACAUCAACUUCCUGCUGGGUUUCAUCAUCAUCAUGGGCUGUGUGGGCCUAGCAUUCUUAAUCUUCCUCCUUGCCACCCCUGUCUUCAUCACCAAGCCCCCCACGGGGAGCCAAGUGUCUUCAAUGCUUAAGCUGGCUUUCCAGAACUGCUGUCCCCAGCUAUGGCGAAGACGAUCAGCAAGAGACCCUCAGCAUGCCCACCUGCUGCAUGACCAUAGGUCUUGGCAGCCUGGUCCUUCCUCCCUAGAGGAUGUUGCCAACUUCCAGGUACUGGUGAAGAUCUUGCCAGUCAUGGUGACGCUGGUGCCCUACUGGAUGGUGUACUUCCAGAUGCAGUCCACCUAUGUCCUGCAAGGUCUCCACCUUUACAUCCCCAACAUUUUCUCGGCCAGCCCUACAAACAGCUCUUUGGCUCUGAAAGCCCAGCACAGAAACUACAGGAUCCCUGAAGCCUGGCUCCUCCUGGCCAAUGUGGUAGUGGUGCUGAUCCUGGUCCCUGUGAAGGACCACCUGCUCGACCCUUUACUGCUGCGCUGCAAGCUGCUGCCCUCAGCCCUGCAGAAGAUGGCCAUGGGGAUGUUCUUCGGGUUCACCUCUGUCAUCGUAGCAGGAGUCUUGGAGAGGGAGCGCUUACAGUACAUUGCUGCUAACGAGACGGUGUCCCAGUGGAUCGGGAAGGACGUGUACUUUGCAGCGCCCCUGUCCAUCUGGUGGCAGAUCCCCCAGUACCUGCUCAUUGGGAUCAGCGAGAUUUUCGCCAGCAUCCCAGGCCUGGAGUUCGCCUACUCGGAGGCACCACGCUCCAUGCAGGGCGCCAUCAUGGGCAUCUUCUUCUGCCUGUCAGGCGUGGGCUCCCUGCUGGGCUCCAGCUUGGUGGCCUUGCUGUCCUUGCCAGGAGGCUGGAUGCACUGCCCCGAUGACUUUGGGAACAUCAACAAGUGCCGGAUGGACAACUACUUCUUUCUGCUGGCUGGUAUCCAGGCCACCACGGCCCUCCUAUUUAUCUGGAUUGCUCAUCGCUAUGAGAGGAUUCGCCAGGGCACAGCUUCCCAGAACUGCUCCAGCAGAGACAGGGGCUGAUUCACCGCCCUCCACCCCUGCCCUUCUCUCCACCCGGAUCGACAGAGCAGCAGAAUGGGCCCAGCAGUGUUGACUUCCUUCUCUGUUUAUUUUGUACCCGACAUUAGGAUAGAGUGGUUCCCAUAAAUAAGAGACAUAA